Messenger RNA from Dalotia coriaria, 718 nucleotides. It is a transcript of the gene mRpL48, whose product is annotated as mitochondrial ribosomal protein L48. The transcript is spliced from 3 exons. Gene Ontology annotation, cellular component: mitochondrial ribosome. The coding region runs from base 108 to 632 and encodes 174 amino acids. The record is from RefSeq and is a predicted model, not a curated record. NCBI's taxonomy places the organism in Eukaryota, Metazoa, Arthropoda, Insecta, Coleoptera, Staphylinidae.
CUACUAACCACAGAAUACACAUGGAAUGGAAAUCACAUAACCAACGUUUCAAAACAAUCGGAAAUAUUGAAGAUUAUUCAACUUAAACCACAAUAAAUAGCCAUACAAUGAAUGCCUUGAGAUUGUUAAUAAGAAAAAAUGCACGCAGCAUCAAUUUAUGCAGGAAAUUCUCAUCAAAUAUUUAUGAACCACCUUAUUUGGAUGCACUAAAACCCGUCGUGCCUUUGUAUGAUUCUUUAAAUAUAGAAGUGAGGGGCUAUGACUAUGCCAUCUUAGAAAGUUAUCAGGCUUUGAUAAAUAGCAUUGCAAAAGAAAUGGAAAUUGAUGUUGAAGAGGGCUGGGCACUGCCACCACAGGCAAUGCAAAUUACAACCCUCAAGCCUAACAGUGAUAUUAUUAACUCACAAUAUAAUUUGAAAAUCUACAGAAGAGUAUUGCAAUUGAAUGAUGUUUUUACAACACAAUUGCCAACAUUAUUAAGAGCAAUUGAAGCAUCAACACCUGCUGGUGUCUCAGUAAAAGUGGAAAAACACGAAUUCCACCACGAAGAAGAGCGCUAUAUCCCAGAUAAGGAUUUGCUCACUUUAAAACAGGAACUUGAUGAAUUAGGUGGCGCCAAAAAGUCCAAGUAGUAAAAUAUCUUCAGUGUAUAAAAAUAGGCAAAUACAUAAUAUAAAUUAACAUUAAAUAUCUGAAUAAAUAGAGUUUUCAUAUGUAA